Oncorhynchus kisutch (coho salmon) is the source of this 4525-nucleotide messenger RNA. Its product is annotated as centromere protein L. The record is from RefSeq and is a predicted model, not a curated record. Lineage: Eukaryota; Metazoa; Chordata; Actinopteri; Salmoniformes; Salmonidae. The transcript is spliced from 5 exons. The coding region runs from base 2043 to 3140 and encodes 365 amino acids.
AGGUCCUUUAUUAAUCACUAUAUACAUAAAUGAUAUCUGUAACUCAGUGAAAAAAUGCAACUUUCAUUUCUAUGCUGAUGACACAGUACUAUAUGCCACAGCCCAUCACUCGCUCAAGCAUUUACAUUCCUGCUCCAGUUUGACUUUGAAUUGCUUCAAGAUGCACUUGUAGAUCUUAGGCUGGUGCUUAAUUCAAGUAAAACUAAGUAUAUGGUAUUUUCACGAUCCAAAAGUUUACAAUUGGAAAAUCUGAACCUUGCUACCCAUGAUGGCUUUCUUUUGGAACGUGUUCCCACCUGUAAAUACCUUGGAAUUUGGUUAAUGAUAAUCUCUUUUAAAACUCACACACCCCUGUGGGUGACAGAGGGUCUGGUUAUCUAUUGCCAAGCGGAUCGGAUCCAUUCGGAUCCUCAUAGAACAGUCAUGACAUUGUGAACAGGCACAACUCCGAUGUUUUUUUUCUCAAAGUUGCCGGAAUAUCAUGUCCUUCUCAUCAGUACACUCGUAACAACCUAAGCAUUACGAAACUUCUAUCAAAUAAGCCAUACAUUUUGUUGACCAAAUUCAACACACAUUGACUUGCUUGGUGAGUGUAAAAAAUUAAAAACGCUUCCUGCUGAAGAAGAUGGAUUUUGGGCCCAGUUAUCUAUCUCACUUCACCUCUUCCUCUGUGCUGCCCAGCAUUUUUAUACAUGACCCUAAGCAUGAUGGGACAUUCACUGCUUAAUUAACUCAGGAACCACACCUGUGGAAGCACCUGCUUUCAAAUACACUUUAUCCCUCAUUUACUCAAGUGAAUCCAUUAUUUUGGUUAUCUGUAUGUUUUAUUUAGUUAUUCUUACUACAGUGUUUCCCUCCACCUUUGAAAGGGACAUAUGUUAGAUUUCACUAGAAGUUAUAUAGUCAGAAUAAGAACCAGGUGCCUUUCUUUUCCUUUAUCACCUAAAGCAGGGUUUCUCAAACUUGGUCCUGGGGCCCCCCUGGGUGCACGUUUUUGUUUUUUUCCCAAGCACUACACAGCUGAUUCAAAUAAUUAAAGCUUGAUGAUGAAUCGGCUGUGUAGUGCUAGGGCAAAAACCUAAACAUGCACCCAGGGUGGUCCCCAAGUCCGUUUUGGAAACCCUGACCUAAACCUAAACAAGUUCAUAUCAAAACAAUGAAUGGCAUUUACCCAUGUAGGCCUAACGAUUUCAUAAGAUGGAGAUUUAACUUUGACUUUAACCAUUGUGUUUUUUGUAACUCAUAUCGAAACGGCAGAUCAUCUUAUUUGUGCCUGUCAACUUACUAAAACCUUUUGGGAUGCAUUUCGGUACUGGAUCACAUAUAAUGAUCUAUUCAUACCCACCCUAACAUUUAAUAAUAUCUUUUUUUUAUGGAGGACCGGAAAGCCGAAUGUAUGAUCAUAUUUUUUUCCACUGCCCCGUUUGUCUUUUUAGCAGGCCAAUCAUGUUAAGCCUAUUUUUGUUAGGAUCUAGCCCGGUGUUAAGAUGGGCCUACUAUAGGGAAAAAUGGGAUUCUCCUUCCUACUCUCCGCUCGUUCAUGCUGUAGCUUAUUUUACAUUCAGCAAGCGUACAUCUCUCCUCAUAGGCUAUUAGUAGGCUAAAGAAAAUAAGCCGAAAUAAGUGUCCAACAAGCUUUUUUAGUCUGUCUUUUCAUGGGACCCGACAAGAUUUAAAAGGAAUAUUCGUGGCCGCGAAGAGGCCCGAUGCGUAAUUGCGCAACAUAACAAUGAAGACAGCAGGCUCGAGAUGUAGCCUAUAGCCAGUUAAACAUAUGCAUAUUAGCCCAUCAUUCAUAAGCUCAAUGUUAGGCUUAAUACUGCAGUGAGUUUAUCCAGUCAAUAUACACAGCGAAAGAAAAAGUUUAGCAGAUAAUGAAAUCAUAUAUAGGAUCUAUCUGAUGUAUGCCUGUGCGCUCCUAAGCUUCACUGAGUGUGCGCCCUAAUAGACCCCGGGUACGCAGCAGUUAAAUAAGAUAUCCUCAUGGUCUGUUGAGUCUCGGUCUUCGGUGUGUAUCAACGUAUUCUGUGUUUAUUUCGUUUAUGCUUCACAAUGCUAACCGGAAUGUAGGUAGCAGCCAUCUGGAAAUGAGCACUGAGGAGACCCCACGCAACAAUGCCUUGGCACAACGAAGGAGCAAGAGUUACAGGCAAUCAAUGCGAAGCUGUGUUGAAGCAACUCAUCUGGCAUACACAUCAGGCCUUCUGACAGCUCUAAGAAUACCGAGAAGUAGAAAGGCUCCAAAGUCAUGUGAUAUCACAAAACAGGUUGACCCAGACCAAGUAGCACUUCUGGUGAAGAAGGAAUGGCAGCUGUCGUAUGUCACACCUUUGUACCAGUUCAGACACACUCAGUUGAAAUCCUACUCAAAGCAACUAUCAGCUUUCAUGGUAUCAGAGAAGCAACAGGGCCUGGCGAUUGAAGUUGGUCAGGAGUUGGGCUUCAAGGUAAAUUUUUCUGUGGUCCUUGGGUUGGCAGAGACUGAUAAAGAUGCUGAGACAGUUUUCAUACAGAUUCUCUCCAAACAAGUGUUUUCUGCAAAAGAUGAUGCUCCGAAGGUUGUGUGGAGUGGCUGGCUGACCUGCGUAAACGGUGACUUGGAUUAUCUCCGAUCACUACCCCUGGAAUUUGUCAGUUUGCCUUUGUUCUGCACCAGAGGACCAGAAUCGCUCACAGUGUUGGUCAAAUCCUGGUUUGAAAAUAUAUUUGACUGUUGCUUUGGCCCUCUUGAUAUCAACUCUACCAACCUCCAGUGGCUCGCAUCCCUAUGGACUGGGUGCCACCCCACCAUCAACAUCCAGUACCUGAAACUGGUCUGGACUCUCCCAACACUACCCCCUAUGGACGUUACGUACACCGUCCACCCACAAGAUGCCUGGGAGCUUUGGGACAGCAUGCGGCAGGUUGACACGACAGAGGACAGCAUCAGCAUUGAUGAGGUCACCGGGUUCAUCAAAGGGCUGCAGUCACACUUCUUCAGGCACUUCAGGAUAGACUUGUCUGCUGGGUCACUGAUGCAGAUCUCCACGGCUUUGGGUUCUUCUCACCAUAGUGGAAAAAUCAAGAUUGCAAGCCCUAAUUACAUCCCCACCAUCCUGCAACUGCUGACAGAAUGUGCUCUUCUGAAGAUGCCAAUCUAAGCAGACUGUCUUUGACAUCACAAAUCAAUGUUUGUUUGUGUUUUGUAAAAUACCUGUAUACCCACAAAAUUACUGUCCAUAUGAAAUUAAACCAUUUAACUUUUUUUUUUAAAUAUUCAUGUAUUGUAUGAAAAGGCAAAUGCAAACAUUUCAAAAUAGCUACGCUUUUGCUGAUUGUGUACCUUGCCAUUGUUCUGUGGUUUCAGUCACUCUAGAUAUUAUUCACUACAAGCGCAAUAGUGUAGAAGUAAAUGUGUUACAGCUUAAACUUGCAAAUGUUGGUUUUUGUCAGUUUGGGGUGAUAGUUGAUUAAUCAGGUUUGAUACAUGGUAAACCGUCAAGUAACUUGGGCAGUUCUGAAGAUAUCAUUGUUAUACAGUCCAGAUACAGUAAAUCUGUAAGAGCCUGGUGAUUUCCUAAAUAGUAGAGUAGUAACAACCAAAAAGAAUAGUACCUGUAAAUACAUUUCCAUUUUCAAAAACAAUUGUUUGAUGAGCUUAAAGUUUGAAAUAAAGUGUUUUUAUUAACAGCAUGGGGUAUUUUGUCAGUACAGACAAUUCCACGUCAUCUAACAGGGGAGAAAUAAAGCACCCGUACAUUUGCCCUCAACGGUUCCAUACUGUGAAAGGCUGCGUUUACAACGGCAGACCAAUUCUGAUAUUUUUUUUCCAGUUUUGGUAUUUUUACCAAUCAGAGCUUUUCACAGUUGACUUGAUUGGUUAAUAGACCAAUUUGUGGAAAACAAAUUGCCUGCCUGUGUAGGUGCAGCCACUGGUUAGCUCUUAAACAUAUCUGAUGUGAUUGGUCAAAAGACCAAUUAGUAGAAGAAAAAAAUCAGAAUUGGGCUCUGUGAACACAGCCAAAGGGAUACAUUAAUUUUCAAAAUAUUUGGUCAGUCUAAUAAUUACUUGCAUAAUCUGACACAUUUAGGUGAUAACAUAUCUACAGGAGUUGAGUUUGCAUGAUUGUAAAAUGCAUGAUUGUAUAUUUUGCUCAAUAGCAGUAACAUGAGAUUCAUCAGGGUUUACCUUUUUUUUUUUAUGUCUAAGCAUAUUACUCAAUGUCCAUCUGUUUUCCAUGGUCACCAAUGAAGGGGUGCAUAAUACAUCAACCAGUUCAUUAUUCCUUACUGUGUGUUAGAUGAACCGCAAUGCAACUAAUUCCUCAAUAUUUUUUUAUAGAUUAAAGUACAAGACUGUCUCAUGUCUCAUAAGGUUAAAAAAAGUAUAUCCAUUGUCAGCCUUAAAUGGGCAACAAUCUUGUAUGAAACAGUUGUAAUAUUGUGUAAGUGCCACCGUACCAACAAUUGACCCCAGUUGUGAACGUAGAACUCCAGGUUAUGCUCAGUGUGUCAAACUAAUAAAAACCGCAACAACAAAAAAUUA